UUCCUUCUUUAUCCAUAUGCUUUAUCAUUUCAUUUCGAUACUACAUGUGCGUUCCAAUUAGGCAAGUUACAAAAAGACUUAGAUUAACGGUACAUAAAUGUGUGAGGAGACUGAAACCGGGGAUAAAGAUUACCUUUGGCACAAUUAAUUGAGUAAACAUCUCUCCAAUGCCAAUGGUCCAAUCUUAAGUGAGUCCUAAUCCUACCUGUUCACUUGCCUACGUGUCCUACUUGAACAGAUUUUUUGUACAAGUGGAAGACCUGUAAAAAGGAUAAUUUGCAUAAUGCGUUAUGUGUCAUCUGCGUAAAUUGUUCUCUAGAACAGGUUGAUCAACAAAAGUACUCUUUCCAUCAGCUGUCCCCGCUAACAGCACUAGGGACCCUCAUGUCGCUGACCAGAGUACACCGAAACGCCGUCCAGCUGCUGCAGUAUGUCGCCUCCCGCACGGGGCUUACCGAAGCCGUCAGGAAACUCCAGCUAGCGCGGCAGUUUGCGGCCAGCGACGACGAACUGAAGCAACUGCAUUGGAUACCUGGAAUUCUACAAGAAUGGUUACAGAAGAAAGCGAUCCAAGUGUUUGGAGAGCGAACCUGGAAGUACCAGGACUCAAUACCACAUUUACCUGUACCUCCUCUCAAGAACACUCUGGACAAGUAUCUAGAGUCAGUAAAACCAUUCGUUACGGCGGAGGAAUACAAGCACACAGAGACGGUGGUGAGGGAGUUUGAACAAGGGGUCGGUCAAUCCCUGCAUCAGCAAUUACUGGAGAGGGCAAAGGUUAAAAGGAACUGGCUUGAAGACUGGUGGGUGGAUCUGAUGUACCUUCAGUCACGGCACUCCCUUCCCCUGACUUCCAACGUUGUCGGGUUUGUACCCGUCAUGGACCACAUGUGGUCUGCCAUAGGAGUGGAACCGGCAGACAGGGUUCCACUGUUCCUCUCGGCAUCUCUCUAUCUGUGGAAACUCCUCAGGAAAGAGCAGAUACCGGUAGACAAGGCUGUGCUGACAGGACAGCCGUUCUGUAUGGAUCAGUUUCGCAGCAUGUUCUCGGCUCACAGGGUUCCUGGUGUGACCAUGGACAAGCUUGUCAGCCAUUUUAAGACAGAAUCUGAAGGCCCAUCACCCACCCACAUCACGGUGCUGUGUAAAGGUCGUGUGUUCAAGAUGGAGUGUGUCGAUCAAGACGGCGAACCUCUCACUCCUGCAGAGCUUAAAAUACAACUGGAAGGCGUGAAACAACAAUGUGAGAACGUCUGUGAGGGACCUCACAUCUCUGUGCUAACUGCGGGAAACAGGACGGAAUGGGCAAAGACUAGAGAGAAGAUGAUGGAGAUGGGCCCAGUCAAUGCUCAUAACCUGUCCGUCAUUGAGAAAAGUAUCUUAGUCUUAGCGUUUGACGAUGCCACACCGAAGGACAGUGGGGAGGCCCUUCACCAGGCGUUGGCAGGCAGUGGCAAGAAUAGAUGGUUUGACCAUGUCAACACUGAGGUGGCCUUUAAGAACGGUCUUUUCGCUGGCAACUUCGAGCAUACACCAGCAGAUGGCAUGGUGGCUGCGUAUUUGGGAUACUUCGUUUUUGCUCAGUCACAGAGGAUUGGACCAAUACGGAAGGACCAGGUUCCCGCCAGGCCCGCUCCGGAACCAGAGGAACUGAUUUUCACCAUAGAUGACGAGAUACGUGAUGAAAUUAUACAUACACAGGAGACAUUCAUUAAGCAGGCUUCGGACUUGGAACUAGUCUGCCCCAGCUUCACAGACUAUGGGAAGAAGUUCAUCCGUAGUUUCAAGCUCCACCCGGACUACUACAUACAGACUGCACUACAGCUGGCGUACUUCAGGCUACAUAGGAAGUAAGUGCAAUAGGUGCAAUGUAACAAUGGGGUUCAAGCACCGCCUACCGUCCUUUCCAAGGAGCUCUGAGCUUUUGUGGUGACAUCGGUAGCGUGCUGGGUUUUGGGAGCUUGGCUGCCCGGGUCCGACACGAUAGGUCGCGGGUUCGAAUCCCGGGAGCGAGCUUGGGGUAAAAACUGCUCUACUCGCCUCUAGUGUUUCACUAGUUCCCAUAUCGACCCUGUGGUUAACAGCCUGGAG
Molecule: messenger RNA, 2091 nt
Organism: Branchiostoma floridae (Florida lancelet)
Lineage: Eukaryota; Metazoa; Chordata; Leptocardii; Amphioxiformes; Branchiostomatidae
Product: peroxisomal carnitine O-octanoyltransferase-like
Exons: 12
Coding region: 385-1854 (489 amino acids)
Cellular component (GO): peroxisome
Molecular function (GO): carnitine O-octanoyltransferase activity
Source: RefSeq, a predicted model, not a curated record